AUGGCCGCCAAGAUCUUUGAGUUCAUGGGCAGGUUUGGCUUGGGCCUGGUGGUGGCCGGCGGAGUGGUCAACUGGGCCCUUUAUAAUGUGGACGCAGGCCACAGAGCGGUAAUCUUUGAUCGAUUCCGGGGCAUCCAGGACGUGGUGGUGGGAGAAGGCACCCAUUUCCUCAUCCCUUGGGUGCAGAAACCCAUUGUGUUUGAUUGCCGCUCUCGCCCACGCAACAUCCCCGUAACCACCGGAAGCAAAGACCUCCAGAACGUGGACGUCACACUCCGCUUGUUGUUCAGACCAGCCAUAUUACGGCUCCCCCAGAUUUACACAACCCUUGGAGAGGACUACGACGAGCGAGUGUUGCCUUCCAUUGCGACGGAGACCCUCAAGUCUGUUGUGGCCCGUUUCGAUGCUGGGGAGUUGAUCACCCAGAGGGAGCUGGUCUCGAGGCAAGUGAGCGAUGACCUUGUGGAAAGAGCCACGACAUUCGGCAUCAUCCUGGAUGACGUUUCAUUGACCCACCUGACCUUUGGGAAGGAGUUCCUGGAGGCCGUGGAGCUGAAGCAAGUGGCCCAGCAAGAAGCUGAGCGGGCCCGGUUCGAGGUGGAAAAGGCGGAGCAGCAGAAGAAAGCCAACAUCAUCACCGCCGAAGGAGACUCGAAGGCAGCAGAGCUCAUCGCUGAGGCCCUGGCGAUGGCGGGAGAGGGUCUCAUCGAAUUGCGGAAACUGGAAGCCGCUGAAGACAUUGCGUUCCAACUCUCACGGUCCCGCAAUGUCACCUACCUGCCAUCGGGACAGGCAGAGCUCCUCCGCCCACCCCAAUAA
Molecule: messenger RNA, 819 nt
Organism: Anolis sagrei ordinatus
Lineage: Eukaryota; Metazoa; Chordata; Lepidosauria; Squamata; Anolidae
Product: prohibitin 1-like
Biological process (GO): mitochondrion organization
Cellular component (GO): mitochondrion; membrane
Source: RefSeq, a predicted model, not a curated record